CCCCGCUUGUUUCUCAGGAAAUUUUAUAAUAAACACCUGUGAACACGGAUGAUUAAAUAGUACAAAUAAAAAAUAUGCUUCUAACAUUGGCAACGGAACAUAAAAAGUGUUUACUCUUACUAGCAGAAUAUUCACAUCAAGUAUUGCAGGACUUUUGUAAAUUAGUUCUCGACUAUGUACGCAAAGGUCCCAGUUUCAAGUUAUACAGCGUUGCUGCCCAUAAACUUGAAGUUACACCAGAAGAUAUUAGAGACAGAGUUGAAAGUUUGGUGUAUUUAUUGGCAGAAUGUUGUAAAUAUAAGUAAGAAAUCGCCCUUUCUCCAGUUAACCGAUAAGGAUUUCACAGAGCUAGUAGCCUCGUUAGGUUUUACGGAUGAAAAGGAAGCAGUACUUUCAAAAUCAUACACGGUUCUGAAAAAAGAACUCCUGAAUGCUCUUUCCGCUUCGAGUUUAAAACUUCAGCGUUACCAUAAUUUAGAGUGGAGGUUCGAAGUCGAGGUUGCCAAAAGAUCGUGCCUUGACCAAGCCACCCCUUUAAUAACAUUGGAUCUUGCUUUGAAGAACAUCGAAGACAGUGACAAAGUAGAGCACGUAUUACUUCAGACAGAUCCCAACAACUUACUCCAUUUAGCUCAAGAACUGGAAGGAGCCAUGCAGGUGUGUCGUGGCCAUCGCAUUCGAAGAUAUAUAAGAACUAUGAAAUAAUGACGAACUAAUUGACCCAAUGAUGUACGUCCUAGAAUGCGAACCACCGAGUCAAGGGCAAGAUUCCAGCACACCGACUUACUUCUCCAGAUACCGAUUACGUAAUUAAAAUCUGUACUGUCGAGCCGAUGAGACCAAACGAGAUUUAAAUGUCGAAUGUCAUCCGUGACAUCCGAAGCACUGCAUCAUGACCGAUAUCUCUUGAUAGAGUCGACUCGCCAAGAUAUAAUAUUAAAAGCACCGUCGAGGAACCUUUUCAGGAAGUAUAGACGAUCUCAUUUGAAUAUUUUAUCGGAUCGCUUUGUUAUGCAGCUUCUUUACGUCCAUAUAUAACAUGAAGAACUCGGAGUCGCCCUACUGUAGUAGUCCUCAAUACUCCAUGCAAAGUGUCCCGAUGUUCCGAGUCUCUUUACAACCCCCAUAACAAGACGUUCUCGCUUCCUCCAUAAAAACCGAUCCCAAGGAUCUCCCAAACGGGUGGCUCAUCAAAGUGAGUACAAAUCUAAUCAUACCCGCGUGCUAAUAAAUAUCAUAAAAUGUUCACAAAGUUUAGAAUAA
Orussus abietinus is the source of this 1263-nucleotide messenger RNA. Its product is annotated as COMM domain-containing protein 2-like. The record is from RefSeq and is a predicted model, not a curated record. Bases 175 to 705 code for a protein of 176 amino acids. The transcript has 6 exons. Lineage: Eukaryota; Metazoa; Arthropoda; Insecta; Hymenoptera; Orussidae.